This is a messenger RNA of Atta colombica, 539 nucleotides long. Its product is annotated as LIM domain only protein 3-like. Gene Ontology annotation, biological process: positive regulation of transcription by RNA polymerase II. NCBI's taxonomy places the organism in Eukaryota, Metazoa, Arthropoda, Insecta, Hymenoptera, Formicidae. The record is from RefSeq and is a predicted model, not a curated record. Gene Ontology annotation, cellular component: nucleus. Gene Ontology annotation, molecular function: DNA-binding transcription factor binding; transcription coactivator activity. The coding region runs from base 165 to 539 and encodes 124 amino acids. The transcript is spliced from 4 exons.
UUGAUUGAGUCAUUGUCAUAUUGUACUAUUGUGACGUGAAAGAUUUAAUUGUGCUUCGAGAAACCUGUUUUGAGAAACCUGCCCGAUCGUCUUUCAUUUUCACUGAAAGUCAAGAGCUAUUGGCAAAGACGAAGAUUUCAACGAGUUACGGACGAGGCGAUAAAAUGACUAUGGAUGGGAGCAAGAGCGAACCGGGCAAGAACGGGGCCACUCAACAGGAAUGCGCGGGUUGUGGAAAGGCGAUUACGGAGAGAUAUCUUCUGAAAGCAUUGGACAUGUUUUGGCACGAAGACUGCUUGAAAUGUGGAUGUUGCGAUUGCAGACUUGGCGAAGUCGGUUCGACGCUCUACACCAAGGCCAAUCUUAUCCUCUGCAAAAGAGAUUAUUUACGACUCUUCGGAAAUACCGGUCACUGCGCAGCGUGCAGCAAAGUAAUUCCAGCUUUCGAGAUGGUGAUGCGCGCAAGGACCAAUGUUUACCACUUGGAGUGCUUCGCUUGUCAACAAUGCAAUCACAGGUACGUAAGAACACAAAUAUAA